Messenger RNA from Geodia barretti, 2265 nucleotides. The record is from the annotation of a GenBank genome assembly. Lineage: Eukaryota; Metazoa; Porifera; Demospongiae; Tetractinellida; Geodiidae.
AUGAGCACACAGAACCUUCAACAGAAAGCACACUCUACACUGGAUACCGCGCAGGGGAGUGUGGGCUACUCGCGGCUUACGGCGCUGGAGGAAGAGGGGCUGGUCAACCUUUCGAGGUUGCCCUUCUCCAUCCGCGUGUUGCUGGAGAACGCACUGCGCAAUCUGGACGGCUACCUGGUCACGGAAGAGGACGUAAUGGCGGUCGCCAGCUGGGAGCCGAAGUCGCAGUCGUCCCGGGAGUUCCCAUUCAUGCCGUCCCGUGUGCUUAUGCAGGACUUCACUGGGGUGCCGGCCGUCGUGGAUCUGGCUGCCAUGCGAUCCGCCAUUGCCAGGUCAGGCGGCGACCACAACAAGGUCAACCCCAUCGUGCCGGUGGACCUGGUGAUAGACCACUCAGUACAGGUUGACUUCUUUGGCGUUCCCACCGCAUUCCAGCUCAACGUUGAGCGGGAGUUCGAGCGCAACACGGAGCGGUACACCUUCCUCCGCUGGGCGCAGAAGGCCUUCGAUAACUUCUCGGUAGUGCCGCCUGGGACUGGCAUAGUCCACCAGGUCAAUCUUGAAUACCUGGCCAAGGUUGUUACGACCCGCGAAUCGGAUGCCGGUUUGAUGGUUUUCCCCGAUACUGUGGUGGGGACGGACUCCCACACCACCAUGAUCAACGGACUGAGCGUCCUUGGCUGGGGCGUCGGACGCAUCGAGGCGGAGGCUGUGCUGCUGGGCCAGCCCUACUACAUGCAGCUUCCGGAGGUCAUCGGCGUCAAGCUGACUGGCGCCCUGCGAGAGGGCGUCACGGCCACAGACCUGGUCCUCACGGUGACCCAGAUCCUCAGGGAGAAGGGCGUCGUCGAGAAGUUCGUGGAGUUCUACGGCAGCGGAUUGAGCAACCUGCCUCUGCCGGACAGGGCGACCAUCGCCACAUGUCUCCUGAGUACGGAGCGACCUGCGGUUUCUUCCCAAUCGAUGCUGUUACCCUGGAGUACCUGCGAGGCACCGGGCGUGGACGCAGACCAGGUGGAACUGGUGGAGCGAUACGCCAAGGCGCAGGGCAUCUUCCGCACCGACGACACACCCGACCCUAGUGUACACAGAUUCAUGGAGCUGGACAUGGGCGAAGUUAUACCGAGCCUGGCCGGUCCAAAGAGGCCCCAGGACCGUGUGGUCCUGAGCGAUAUGAGGGAUGCCUUCCACUCCAACUUUGGAGAGCAGGGUCGAUCUGCUACGCUGACCCUGGACGGUCAGGAGGAGUCGCUGGAGAACGGGAAGGUGGUUAUAGCUGCCAUCACAAGCUGCACCAACACCUCCAACCCGUCGGUGAUGGUGGGCUCCGGGCUGCUGGCGAAGAAGGCCGUAGAGCGCGGCCUGACCAGGAAGCCCUGGGUGAAGACCAGCAUGGCCCCCGGCUCCCAGGUGGUCACCGACUACAUGGACUCCGCCGGCCUGACACCGUACCUAGAAGACCUGGGGUUCCACAACGUCGGAUACGGCUGCACCACGUGCAUCGGCAACAGCGGCCCGUUGCCUGAGCCGGUAUCCGACGCCAUCAGGGAGGGUGACCUGGCAGUCGCCGCCGUUCUGAGCGGCAACCGCAACUUCGAAGGCAGGGUGCACGCGGAUGUGAAAGCCAACUACCUGGCCUCGCCGAUGCUGGUGGUGGCCUACGCCCUGGCAGGCACGGUGGACAUCGACCUCACCACAGAUCCAAUCGGGCAGGACAGCCAGGGCAAUCCCGUCUACUUGCAGGACAUCUGGCCCAGCCAGGCGGAGAUCCGGGAGACCGUCUCCAGCUCACUCAACCCGGAGAUGUUCAAGGAACGGUACGGCAACGUCUCAGUCGGGCCGGAUGAGUGGAACAGUCUGCCGGUGCCGGAGGGCGCUCUGUACCUCUGGGACGAGGACUCCACCUACAUCCAGGAGGUGCCCUUCUUCAAGGACUUCGGCGGCGAAAUCGAUGGAGCCCAUGGACAUCACGGGCGCUCGCGUUCUGGAGGCGACUGGACGGUCUACUAUCCGGAGAACGAGGAGACCAGCAUCUACGAGGCGGGCGAGAAGUACCAGGCCGCAGACAUCCCGACCAUAGUCAUCGCCGGCAGGGAGUACGGCGCCGGCAGCUCGCGGGACUGGGCGGCCAAAGGCCCCAUCCUGCUGGGCGUGAAGGCGGCCAUCGCCGAGAGCUACGAGCGCAUACAUCGCAGCAAUCUGAUAGGCAUGGGCGUGCUUCCCCUUCAGUUCAAGUCCGGAGAGAGCGCGGCGAGCCUGGGCUGA